GGAUUGCUCGAAAGCCUAAAUCGGCAACAGGAAACUCGUAUUCAGAGAUGGAGGAAAUCAAGUCUCAUGUUGCUCCUAAGAAAACGCGUAUAGUAAGUAGUCUCAUUGGCCCUCGUCGAUGGGAUGGACAAACGCGGAAGUGUAUGCGUUACUGGGAAGCUAGCAUUUCGUUUUGUCAUGGAAGUUCGUGUUCUAAUUUGUUUUUCGUUGGGGAAAAAAAACACCCACGCCAAUAAAAAAAAGUCUCCCUUUCUCUUUUCGGGAUUGGGAGCAGAUCUUCCAAAGAUGGUAAAUUCCGCGAUGUUCAAUAAUUUUAAUAGGGAGAGCCCCCGCCGUGUAUUGGAUUUUGAGCAAGCAGCAACAAGCUCUAGAUCAGCUGAAAGUGCCGCGUGGGAUCUCCCAAGGGAGCGCCGUAUCUUUCAGUUUGAUGAGGCGAGUUUGAAUUCCACCGAGAGUUCUAUCCCUAGUUCUAUCCCUACCACCACAACAAGUUCUGUUAGAACUAUGACAGAAAGAUCCAAUGGUAGUGUAGUUAAUGAAACUUCUGCGGAGUCAACUAGAGGAAUUUAUGAAGACCAUCCAGGUCUUAACCCGACCGAUGAAAGAGUAGUUGAAUAUCAAGCGGCUAUACACGAAAAAAUGGGGAAAUUGAUGAUUGGCAGGAAUCCCGCAGAAGUUCUGGCUGCGGCCGAACGUGUGCAUGGGGAAAGCAAUGAUCCAGAAUUUCUUCAAGAGCAGUACCAGGAUUUAGUUCAAAAUGGGACUGCAAGUGAAGCCUUCCAGUACGGAGUGCUUGAGCCCCCGGAGGACUAUACUUUACCGGAAGUACGCGACCAUAUAAUGGGUGGCUCACCCAUCGAAGAUUUGCAGAUAGAUUUCUUUAUAAACGGCUAUGAAAGUGCAUUUUUGUCGGAAUUUUUACCUAUUUGUAUCUAUUUAGUGAUCAGUCCGCUAGUUUCUUUGAUUCCACUCGGUGUUCCUUUUCCAUUUGCUUCCAAUAGUUCGACCUAUCCAGAAAAAUUGUCGGCCUACGAAUGUGGUUCCGAUCCCUCCGGUGAUGCCAGAAGUCGUUUCGAUAUACGAUUUUACCCGGUUCCUAUUUUAUUUAUUAUCCCUGAUCUGGAAGUCACCUUUUCUUUUCCUUGGGCAGUACCUCCUAACAAGAUUGAUCUGUUUGGAUCUUGGUCCAUGAUGGCCUUUUUAUUGAUUUUGACGAUUGGGUUUCUCUAUGAAUGGAAAAGGGGUGCUUCGGAUCGGGAGUAACCACUAGUGAAAGGGCAAAGGGGGGAAGGACAUAGGAAAGAGGGAUGCCUACAAAAAAUCAAUUGAUUCGUCAUGGUAGAGAAGAAAAACAGCGCACGGACCGUACUCGAGCUUCGGAUCAAUGUCCCCAGAAGCAAGGAGUAUGCCUGCGUGUUUCGACGAGAACACCGAAAAAACCUAAUUCAGCUCUACGCAAGAUAGCAAAAGUACGGUUGAGCAAUCGACAUGAUAUAUUUGCUCACAUUCCAGGCGAGGGUCAUAAUUCGCAGGAACACUCUAUAGUCUUAGUCAGAGGAGGUAGAGUGAAAGAUUCGCCAGGUGUGAAAUCCCAUCGUAUUCGAGGAGUCAAGGAUUUACUGGGAAUUCCGGAUCGUAGAAAGGGAAGAUCUAAAUAUGGUGCAGAAAGACCAAAAUCGAAAUGAAUGGAAGAUGCCUCUGGAACUUUUUGGUUAUUUUGAAGACGGAGGAGAAAGCUGAAGCGGAAAUGCAAUUCUCGUAGUGGCUAUAAGGUAGCAUAAUCUAAUGUAAUAUCUAAAGCCUUUCUUUUCUAUUUCUUCUAUUGGCUGGUCUGGGGUGGAUGAAGCGAGGUAGGUAUGUGGGAGGCUAUAUC
This is a messenger RNA of Oryza brachyantha (malo sina), 1873 nucleotides long. RefSeq lists its product as uncharacterized. Lineage: Eukaryota; Viridiplantae; Streptophyta; Magnoliopsida; Poales; Poaceae. The transcript has a single exon. Gene Ontology annotation, molecular function: NADH dehydrogenase (ubiquinone) activity. Bases 124 to 1263 code for a protein of 379 amino acids. Gene Ontology annotation, cellular component: NADH dehydrogenase complex. The record is from RefSeq and is a predicted model, not a curated record.